AUGAUACGUUUUAUCCGUACGAUCCAAUCCAAUCAAGCUCUUAUUAUUAUUAUUAUUACUCUAUUUGUUUUAUCUCCAUUUUUAAAUAUUUUCUAUCAACCAUAUUCCGUUUCAUCUGAAAUAGUACCUUUGAGCCCUUCCAAUUAUACUCGAUACGACCGAUUUUGCCAUGAAGUAGCUCAACGGAUCAAAAGUGAAAUUCCAUCAAACAAUAUUAUUCAUCUUGAUCCAAACAUGGGACCUAUACCAUAUUAUUACUCGCAAUGGCGUUCAAAUGCGCUUAUGCCUCGUGGUCUUACUCAAUGUGAACAUGCUGUUUAUAUGCAUCUUCUAUUUGUACUUAUUGAAAAAGUUUUUAAAAAAUAUAACAUUAAAUAUAUGAUGAUGGCUGCGACGCUUCUUGGGAGUUAUACUCAUCAUGAUAUAUUACCGUGGGAUGAUGAUGUAGAUCUACGUGUUUCAAUUUCAGAUCGUUAUCGUUUACAAUCAAUUAUUAUUGAAGAACUUUCAUCAGAACCCUAUUCAAUUCGUAUUAUGCAAUUACACAAUUCACGUAAUUAUGAUAAAAUAUUUUUUUCUUGGUGUCCCCACGCCGGUAGGACACCAUGGCGUUUUCCAUUUAUCGACAUAUUUUAUCAUGAUCAAAAUUCAACACAUGUUUGGUUAUUGGGACAGCCAAGUAGCUGUCCUGUUCGCGUUGCAGAUAUAUUUCCUUUAGUACUUCGACCUUUGGGAUCAUUGUGGUUAUAUGGGCCUCGAGAGCCAAUGGCACAUUUUGAAUCACGCAGAAUGCAAGCAAUUGAAACGGGUUGUUUUAUUUUUCCUUACUCUCAUAAAUAUGAAAAAUUGAUGAUGCCUAAUAUUAUUUAUGCCAAUUGUACACAACUUAAGACUGAUUAUCCAGAUCAAAAUACGUUAACCACAAAUGUGUAUCUUGAUAAUCCAACUCAAAUAAUUCUUUUUAUUAUUAUUGAUCAGUCACCAUCACAGCUAUCUUCCAUUGAUAUUGAUAUCAAUUUUAAUCAAUCAUCAGAUUCACCUUCUAUCAUUAAUAAAAUCCGUCUUGGCUUAUUUGUAACUCAAUCUAAUUUUACCAUAAACAAUCAAACUAAGAGAUAUUACACUUCAAAUGACAUAGCAAUAUUUCUUUGGGAAGAUUUAACAGGAAAUAACUAUGAUCCUAUUGAUUUAAUUCAAAUUCAAAAUUCCCAAUCUGAUAUUGAUAGGAGCUUAUGUAAAUGGGAUUCAAAUCGAUGGAAUCGUUUAUUCAAUGAAAAUGUACCUACAGAUAUUUCAUAUUUUUAUUUUCUUAAGACAACAACACAUCAAUUCAUAUUUACACUUGUAGAUACAAGUAAUAAAUCAUUAUCAUUAUUACCACCAUCCCCUUAUUUAAGCAUACUCUAUUGUUAUUCACACAGAUUCGACGGAAUUGAGAUAAUAAUUAUCGUUUGUUUUGGCACCCUGUUUGCUGUCAUAAUUGCGAGUUUUGGUCUGUUACACUAUUUCAAGAGAGAGAAUAAUCGAACGGAACGUUUUCCACGAUAUCAUAAUCGAGAAGUACAUAAUAAAUUAAUUGAAAAUCAAUCUAAAAAUAUUCGACAUCGUGCAAGUGGAUCAAGAUCUUCUAGAGACCAAGAAAAUUCAACGUCUACAUAA
This is a messenger RNA of Rotaria socialis, 1659 nucleotides long. The record is from the annotation of a GenBank genome assembly. Lineage: Eukaryota; Metazoa; Rotifera; Eurotatoria; Philodinida; Philodinidae.